CUGAUGCAGACGAUCUAUUGAUCGCGUGCGAACGUUUACGCAAACAAUCCGUUUGUAAUGGUCCGGCGGAAUUUCGGUUGGUUGUUUCUCAGUGAGAAAAUACCGGUAUCGAAACAAGCGCUAACUGUGCUGUUUAAAAAUGAGUGAAACUAGUUGGCAAUAUUUGCCAAACUUUUCUGAAUUUAAUUUAUUAGUUAAAUGCGAGCAACUAUGGAGAUUAAGAAUUCAGACUGGUGGACGCAGUCGUCAUUCGUUGUGGGUUUUAUACCUGAUUCUUUUAUCUUUACUCACCGACCAAUUCAAAUCGGUCGUAUCUUGCGAGUUUACCUUUGGCUAUGAAACUGAAGAUUACCUCUCUGCUGUAAUCAAUCUUACAUAUGUGGAUCCUGCGACAGGUGUACUUAUUCAAGAAAAUCUAGAUAUGGGCAAGCUUUUGCCUGGAAAAUCUGAUGAAGUUAGCGGCAUAGUAGUUCAUAUAACAAGUAAUAACCAUACCAGCCAUGAAGCGUGCGAGAAAAUAGACACCGACUCUUUACCUCGAGAGCCGUAUAUAGCUUUGAUAAAGCAUGGCAGCUGCAGAGAUCAAGUCAAGCUAAGGAAUGUUGCAGAUGGCAAUGCUUCAGCGGCGGUCCUCUACAACGACAACCACAGUACAAGAUUUAUAAAGGUAGAACGAAGAGCAAAUCGAAUCACAUUUGUUGUCAUAAGUGAAAAGAAAGGUGAACAGAUUGCUGCUCUUGUGGACAAUGGAACACGUGUUAUGAUGAGAAUUGGUAUUGGAUCCCAUGGUGUAUUUCGUUUUGGCCAGAUCAACAAAACAUCUGUAUUAUUUGUCUCUAUUUCAUUUAUCAUUCUUAUGAUUAUUUCAUUUGCAUGGCUUGUGUUUUAUUAUAUUCAGAGAUUCCGAUAUAUCCAUGCAAAGGAGAUACUUUCAAGACGCCUCUGUAGUGCCGCAAAGAAAGCACUGGAUAAAAUCCCUGUUAAGACUGUGAAAACAGAUGAUUCUGACCAUGACGAAGAUUAUGAAUGUUGUGCUAUAUGUAUUGAGCCUUUCCAGCAUGGUGAAUUGAUAAGGUCUUUACCUUGCAAGCAUUGUUUUCACAAAAUUUGCAUUGAUCCAUGGUUGCUUGAACAGAGAUCUUGUCCUAUGUGCAAAUUAGACAUUCUUUUGCAUUUUGGCCUCAUUUAUACUGGUAGCCAAGAGAGUAUGUUAGAAAUUGAAGAUGAAGAGUUUAGAAGACCCCGUCAUAGCUUAGUAGAGCAUGAAAUUCUUUUAGUUCAAAAUCAGAGACGCCGUUCAAGUGUUAGAGUUGCUAUAUCUCGAAGAGAAGACAGAGCUACAUCACCUUGUAGCCUAUCAUCGUUAGAUCCUGAUGCUGCAGUUGUCGAGCAGUCAUUUGUUACAACUACUGUUGAUGUUUCAGAUGUUGCUGUUAAUACUAGUGAUCCAUCAGAGGCAGAUUAUGAAAGCAGUGAAGAAAGAUGGACUUCACUAUUCCCUCAAAAACUCACAAAUAGAAAACUAAGUCAAAGUCAAGAAUCUGUUCAUUUAAACUAUAACUGUUCUAGUAAUAAAGCAGACACAGAAAACUAUGAAGUCUGUGACAUAAGUUUUGAAAAUUGAUAUUGUGUAAGUAAAAAUGGUGAGAUAAUCCUUUUAAUGUGAUACUUUAUUUUGUGAGAUAUGCUUGUUAUCUGUUACAUUCUAACUAAUGAAAAUUAUCUGUUACAUUCUAAAAUAAUUAUUUUCAGUAAAGGAAGGAUGUGUAACUAACUACUUUUAGCUCGCAUUCAACUGAGAGCUUUGAGCAUGCUGGCAAUAAUCUGGUCUUCAAGCCACUGAGUAAUAUUAUAAUGUUAAAAAAUGCUAUGAUAUGGUCUAUAGUGAUGGAUUCAUAACUGUUCACAUACAUGAUGCUGAAGCUAGAUUGUUGGUAGUACAUUUGUUAUGGCAUUCUGUUUUAAAUAUCAUCCUAUUAAUUUUGUCAUAUAUGAAAUUUUAGGUAUGUAUUUUAUGGAUCAGUUCUAAAAGGUAUUAUAAGAUUAAUUAGAUAAUUAAUAUGAAAAUAAAAUUUUGUCGUGUUUCUAAUUUGCAACCUUUGAAAAUUAUACUUUACAAAAUAUUUUAGGUAUGGGAAUAAUAAAUUUUCUAAAUCUAAAAUUUAGAAAUCUGAAAAUUUUUAUACUUGCUAUCUAGUAAUAAAAGUUUUAAAAUCUGUGAUGUCUAAUAAUUGUUUAAGAACUUUCCAAAGCAAAAUAAGUAAGAUAAUAUUAAAUAUCAAAGCAAAAUAAGUAAGAUAAUAUUAAAUAUAACAAAAUUAGAUAAAAAUUCCUUUGCCUCUUUGAAAACUGUAUCAUAUGAAGAUAUUGGGUUAUUGCAUCUAAAAAUGUCCAGUUUUUUAAGAUAAAAGGAAAUAUGUUUGUUUGGAGGUCAUUACGUUUAGUAACAUAUUUAAUAGCAAGACAUCCAUUUUACUUUAGUAGACAUUGGACAGUACUGUACUCAGGAAAGUUAUUAUUUUGAAAAAAUGAAGUCUAAAAUAUCUGCAUUUCAGUGUAAUAAAAUUUUAUUGCCCAAAAUAUGACCAAAUUCCUCAAAACAUAUUAAUCUGUGUAAUUAAUCAGGAUAAUUUUCGGGUGUACAUAAAACCUCUUAUCUCAAAAUUUCUCAUUUUAAUUAUGUUGUUCAGCGGCAUUGGAGUUAUUUAAUUUGUUAUGAAGGAUACACUUUCACAUUUAAUUUGUUCAAGCUUACAGGAGUAACAGACGGACAUAAAUGUUAAAUGACAUGAAUAAUAUCUUAAUGACAUAAAUGUUAAAAACUUAAAUUUCUGCAUUUAAAUGUAAGAAAAUUUUAUUCUCAGAUGAUGAUAAAGUUUCUCAAAACAUAAUGACAAUGUUAAUCAGGAAAAUUCCAGGCUCUAGAUAUAAUCGGUCUCAAAUUUAGCAUUUCUAGCAUAUUAUGCAACAGUAUUUUACUGGGUUAAUUUAUUAUGAAGGAAGUGUUUUCAUGUUGUCUUCAUGCAAGCUUACUAUAGCAAAGACUAACAUGAUUAUCUCAACAGUAAAAUUUCUUCAUUAGAGUGUAAGAAAAUUUUAUUCCACAAAAGAUGGCCAAAUUCCUCAAAAGUAAUCAACAGAAUUGCAUGGUGAAGGUAACAUCUCUCAUCUUAAAUGUUACAUUUUCAGCAUGUUGUGCAACUAUAUUUGAGUGGGUUAAUUUAUUAAGACAAAAUGUUUUUGAAUUUAAUUUGUCCAAGCCAUUCAUAGCAACAGACUGACAUUAUUAUUUCAGGAUGAAUAUUUCUACACUGUAGAGUUAGAAAAUUUUAUUCUACAAAAGAUAACUAAAUUCCUUGAAACAAUCUGUAUGAAUUAUCAGGAGAAUUCCAGAGUGUAAUGAAGAGUGUUCCAGAGUGUUCUUAUCUCAAAUUUCACAUGUCAGCAUGUUGUGUAGCAGUAUUGUACUGGGUUAAUUUAUUAUGAAGGAAAUGUUUUCACAUUUAAUUUUUUUUUUUAAUCUACUGUAGUGGCAGACUCUCAUGAUUCUUUCACCUGCCUGUAAAAAUGAAUGAUGCAUCAUCAUGUUGGAAAAAAGAAACUUUUAGCAGCUUUGAAUGUGUCUAAUUGUGUGAUUGUUUUUGAUUGCCUCAUAUGUUUCUUAGUAGUAUAUAUUUAGUGUGUAAUUUGGUCUCUUUAAUGCGGCAUUGGAAAGUUAAUAGCAUAUUCCAAUUGCUAUUUGUUUUAUUAUUGUGCGAUGUAUUUUUAAAGUGUAUUCUGAGGCUGCUGAAGGAGUAAUUGUGGAAAAACAAUGCUUUUAGAUAUAAGUAUACAGAAUCUGAAUCUUUCUGGGAUGCUCUAGCAUUUGCUCUAAAAUCAUGUGUUAUGUUAUAGCUCUUUUUGUGUAAAAAAUAAAGAAUGUUUAAAGUUCAUUCUACAACUAGGUGAUAUAGUACCAAAUGUUUGAUAUGCUCACUUGAGUAAUUUUAAGAUUCUUUUUAUCAGAUAUAUAUCUUUAUAAAAUUUAUAGAAUUUUCUACCAAAUUUGGUUUAAUAUUUCCGAUUCAUAUUGAAUUAUAUUUAAAAAAUUCCUCAGUACAAAUUUAAUAUAUGUUUCGCCUAAUUUUUAAUGAUUUCAUAUAUAAUUAGGAAAGAAGAGAUUCAUGUGUAAUGUAUCAUUUCUUAAUUUCUUGAGAAUGAAAUUUUUGCUUAUCAUAUUUUUUCAUAUUUUAGCAACAAAAGCUCUCCAAUAGUUCAGCAUAAGCUUAUUUAUAAAUUGAACAUUCAAAAUAAAAAAAAAAGUAAAUAUUUCAGGAAAUAUGUCCAUUAAAAAUGAUAAAAAUAAAAGUUUGCUUCCUAUACAGGAAAUUUUCUACAACAUUUUAGAAUUAUUAUUUAAAACAUGAUUCAUUGUAAAAAAUUAAAUGAAACAUACAUUUAAGUGUAUGAAAAGCGAAACACAUUUUAUAUCCAUUUUCAUUGAGGCUCAGUUUUCUGUAUGUACAUUAUGUGCUGGUAUCUUAUAUUGUCAACCUAUUCGUUUUAAAGAACUGUAAUAACUCAGAAAGUGACUUGCACUGUAAGUCAAGAUUUUCAAUUUAUGAUUAUCAAGGCUACAUAUUCAACACCUACUGCAAGUCAUUAUUUCAAAAAAAAAAAAAAAAAAAAAAAAUCCGUUUUGUUAACAGAUAUACUGAUUUUUGUUGUAAAGAUGAAGUUUGAAACAUAAUGCAAGUUACAGUUGUUUUGCAGACUUGUUUUAGAAACAUGCAAGCAAUAAACAGAGAAUGCUUAUCAUUGCUUUGGAGGUGAUGUUAAGGUUCCUUAAUUACUAAAUAUAUCCCAUAGUUAGACUGAUUUUUUUUCCCUUUAAAUUGUCAGCCUUUUGUACUAUGUAGUUUUAAAUUGCUGUUGAUUAUUAUGUGAUGCAAAAAUUUAAUUCAGCAUUAUAUGUCACAGUGUUCUGAUACAUCUUUAUUGUGUAUGUAGUUCGUGUGUGUAUUUUUGUACUUGGAUAUUGAUUUAGGAUGUGUGAUAAUCAUAGCUUGUGCACACCAGUAAACUUAUGAUACUACCACAUCUUAAGUUUUAAUUUUGCUGAUAUUAGCAGGGUGAUGACCCAUUAUAGCAGUUGAGACAUUUAACUUUUCCUGAAAAGCUGUUACAAUUGAAAGACUAGCUCCCACAAAUGUUGUUAAUAAUACUUGUUGGUCUUCUUUUCUUCUUCAUUGAGAUUUAAACCUCAAUUGUGUAGCUGUGUAAACCAUAAGGGCAUCAUCCUUUAUUUUAAAGUGUCUUUUUAGGUGUGAUCACCUAUUUCCUAGAUAAAGGGUUGAUAUCUGUGUAACACAAGAGGUGCAACAGAGUCAGAAAAAGUAAUGAAUGGAAAAACUGGUUCAGUUUCUACAUUUUCCUCAAUGAUAUUAGGAAUAUGUGUUAUGAUUAUAAUUAAAGAAAUUAAAUUUUAAUGAAACUUGAAGUCUAGGUUACUUUAGCCAUAAAAAAUAUGAAAAAGAAAUCUGAAAGUUUUCAGAUUUUAUAUUACGCCUGAAGGUGUAUUUUUUUUAUUUAUUUACACAUUCAUAUAUGUUACAAGAGCAUUUGGGCUUAAAAACAUUUAAAAACAGCAUAUCUUCAGAAUUUCCAAUAGUUGAAUUUUCCAAUGUGUCAUGCGCUUUAGAUAAAAAUAUUUGUUCCAUACAGUGUGUUGCCACUGCUCGCUUUGAAAUUGUUGGGUUUCUUAAUAUAAAAAUUCCAUUAAAGUUUUAAAAAUAUGAAAUAAAUUAUGAAACAAAUU
Molecule: messenger RNA, 5797 nt
Organism: Stegodyphus dumicola
Lineage: Eukaryota; Metazoa; Arthropoda; Arachnida; Araneae; Eresidae
Product: E3 ubiquitin-protein ligase goliath-like
Source: RefSeq, a predicted model, not a curated record